Molecule: messenger RNA, 2510 nt
Organism: Pogona vitticeps (central bearded dragon)
Lineage: Eukaryota; Metazoa; Chordata; Lepidosauria; Squamata; Agamidae
Gene: RGS17
Product: regulator of G protein signaling 17
Source: RefSeq, a predicted model, not a curated record
UCUCCCUCUCUCUCUUUCCCUGCCGGCUGGGUGCUGAAGUUGGGCGGAUGGCAGCAAACCAGCUCCGCUAGGGACCCGCUCCACAAGCCGUUCCCCAGCAUCGCUCAGUGCCAAGCACACACAUCCAGGCGGGGCUUCUGGGGCACCGAAGGAGCUGAAAUGAGAAAAAGGCAACAGUCACAAAAUGAAGGAACAUCUGCUGUUUCUCAAGCACCUGGAAACCAAAGGCCCAACAACACAUGUUGCUUCUGUUGGUGUUGUUGUUGCAGCUGCUCAUGCCUCACUGUUAGGAAUGAAGACAGAGGGGACAGUUCAGGAAGGCCAACACACAGUACCAAAAUGGAGAGCAUCCAGGUUGUAGAAGAGUGCCAAAAUCCAACUGCAGAAGAAAUUCUGUCUUGGGCUCAGAAUUUUGACAAGAUGAUGAAAACACCAGCCGGUAGGAAUAUUUUCAGAGAAUUUCUUCGAACAGAGUAUAGUGAAGAGAACUUGCUGUUCUGGCUAGCAUGCGAAGACCUGAAGAAGGAACAAAACAAGGAAGCCAUUGAAGAAAAAGCAAGGCUUAUCUAUGAAGAUUACAUUUCUAUUCUUUCACCAAAAGAGGUUAGUUUAGACUCACGGGUGAGAGAAGUGAUCAACAGAAACUUGUUGGAUCCUACUCCUCAUAUGUAUGAAGAUGCGCAACUACAGAUCUACACAUUAAUGCACAGAGACUCUUUCCCUAGGUUUUUGAACUCUCAGAUUUACAAGUCUCUUGUUGAAAGUGCUAAAGGCUCUGCUUCUGAAACUUAGGUCUAAUUUGGGGAUUGAAAUCUUGACUUAGCUUUUUUGGGGGAGGGGGGAAGGACUAUUAGGAUGAAGACAGACGUAACAUUUUUAAAGCAGUGGAAGUGCUCUGGAAGCAUCCUCACUGCCUUCAGUCCAAAAUGUACCUUUCCUCUCCGAGGUCAAACUCUGGUUAAAACCAGUUCUGUAUCUUAGAGGCAGAGGCCGGCUGUGCACGGUGCUGAUUUGUUGAGCCUACCACCACCAUCCCCAUGAUGUCACCAAGAAACCUCCCCUCCAAUAGCUGGAGCAGUGUUGCACUUUAGGAAAAGUUUCUUUUUAAAAAUGAAUAUGGUGAUGCAUGAACCAAUACAUGCAUGCAUGUUCAUGCAGCACUUUUAAAAAAGGAGGGGCAGCCAACCUGAAGCAGCUGGAGACAGAGGCAAGGCUGAUAGCUGAGCAUACGCAUUGGUACACAUAGCUGUCAAUUCAGCUGCACAGUUGAGAGGAAGCUGGGCUGACCCUGCAACUGAGGCAUGUGCUGUGAACUCUCUUUUUCUAUUACAUCUGUCUUCACCUUAGUAGUUUAAUAACAUCUGGAACUGAGUUCCUGGAGAACUACGGUUUAGCACUACUCAGGCUACUGUGAAGAAAACAAAUACACACAAUGGUCUUUGUCUACAAGGUCCUUCAUGCUUGAGAUGGGAAGGGAGAAACAUAGAUUUGCCAAAUCACAUUUGUUUCACAUACCUUUCACACCUGCAGUUAAGACUGCAAUGACGUGCUUGUCAUUUUAUGAAGAGUUUCCUUGUGUAUCCUCACACUGCAUGUGCAAAAGCAAAACUGCUUCACUUACCACUUAGUUGUUGCAAUAUUUAAUUCAACAACAUAAAUUAUAUUUAUACUUAAAAACAUUUUGUGCAAUAUGGUCCUACGGUACUCACAGAUAUCAUUGGAGGAAGCCAGAUGGAAAUUAACUCUAAAAUGAGGCAAAAUUAGUCCAAAUGCUCUAUGGAGAGAAAAAUCCACUGCUGUGUAAAACAGAUAAUCUUUCUGUAUAAGAAAGUGGGAGGAUCUGUUACUAUUAUCAUUUAUUUAAAAUUUAAUGCAGGGGUUUCCUCCAGUUGUUGAUUGCCAAAAUGGUGGCAUUUUCGUGACAGAAUUUGAAAUGUUCAAAGAAAUAAUUAACAAUGAAGCACAAAAUACAUGAAGGGGUCCAUGUGGAGUGACACAGUUAAUGCGCUGACAUUGUUUUUAAUUGUUAUUAAGAACAGAUAAUCAAUGUACAUUUCAGAUGUCAGAUACUGUAAUGGAUUUAUUAAAGACUGGCUAUCCAGUUAUCUAACACUGUUGUGUAAUGUUAUGUAAUUCAGCAAAAGAUUUUAAAGGGGUGGGUAAAGAAAAGAAUAUUCAUACAUACACAUAACCAAGGUUGAUAGCUUAGUUUUUAUUAAAAUGCCUACAUGUAGCAUUUCAGUCCACUUUGAGGACUAGCAUUUGUCUUUAAGUUAACAUUUCUUGAAAUCUCUGUCAUAUGAAACGGAAUGUUUGUGUGUCUGCACACACUGAAACAAGUUUGUAUUUUAAAGGAAAGGUGACAGAAGAUGAAUUAUUUUCUGGCUGUCCUAAAUUCUGAAAGAGUUAUUGUGGGCCAAGAAAAGAAGAUUUAGCUGGUGUUAAACUCAAACAUACUGGGCCAAGAAUAAUGCCGAUCCAAUCCAAUCCAAUCCAAUCCAAUCCUUUCC